This is a messenger RNA of Lotus japonicus, 7084 nucleotides long. RefSeq names its product protein CELLULOSE SYNTHASE INTERACTIVE 1-like. Gene Ontology annotation, biological process: regulation of cellulose biosynthetic process; anisotropic cell growth. Gene Ontology annotation, molecular function: microtubule binding. The coding region runs from base 414 to 6755 and encodes 2113 amino acids. The transcript is spliced from 8 exons. Gene Ontology annotation, cellular component: cellulose synthase complex. The record is from RefSeq and is a predicted model, not a curated record. NCBI's taxonomy places the organism in Eukaryota, Viridiplantae, Streptophyta, Magnoliopsida, Fabales, Fabaceae.
AAUCUCAUGUACAUCCAUCCAUGAAAAUGAAAACGUAAGACACAAUCAAACAAAGUAAAAAUCAAAAAAGCAAAAGUCCAUUAAAAUAUUAAAAAGGUUCAACUAUAUUUGCUCCUUCAUCUUCUUCCUCAAACCAAAUCCAAAGUACUCAGAGACACUGAAACACAUGCAUCUGCAUCAUCCACUUCUCGCUCUCUCAAGGAGGAGCCUUUGAAUUUGGCAUCUUAGUGUAGAUCUGAAGAGGGUCUUCAUCUGCUUGGACUGAAAAGUGAAGUGAAGCAAAACUGGCGACUACACUGACUUGGAGGCCUUCUGCCAACAAUGGCAGCAGCCAUGGUUCCAAUGAUCUGGAAAGAAAUGGUGACGGGAAGGCUCAAGAUUCAGAGCCCCCAACUCCCCAUUCUAUUCUGAAGAUGGGAUUGAGAGAACGUAGCAGCAAUAUGGAGGAUCCAGAUGGGACAUUAGCUAGUGUUGCCCAAUGCAUUGAGCAGCUGCGUCAGAGCUCAUCUUCUAUGCAAGAGAAAGAGUAUUCAUUAAGGCAGUUAUUGGAGCUUAUAGAUACGCGAGAAAAUGCUUUUAGUGCUGUUGGAUCUCACUCUCAGGCAGUUCCAGUACUUGUUUCCCUUCUCCGAUCAGGUUCGUUGAAUGUGAAGAUACAGGCAGCAACUGUCUUGGGCUCCCUUUGUAAAGAAAAUGAACUGAGGGUGAAAGUCUUGCUUGGAGGAUGCAUUCCUCCAUUACUUGGUCUACUAAAGUCCAAUUCUACUGAAGGGCAAAUUGCUGCUGCAAAAACUAUUUAUGCUGUCUCUCAAGGUGGUGCAAAGGAUCAUGUUGGUUCAAAAAUAUUUUCAACUGAAGGAGUUGUACCGGUGCUCUGGGAGCAGCUGCAAACUGGCCUCAAGAAAGGAAAUGUAGUUGAAAGUUUAUUGACUGGAGCAUUGAAAAAUCUGUCCAGCAAUACUGAGGGAUUUUGGAGUGCAACAAUACAAGCUGGUGGGGUCGACAUAUUAGUGAAGUUACUGGCAGCAGGGCAACCGAGCACUUUAGCUGAUGUGUGCUUUUUACUUGCUGCUGUAAUGAUGGAGGAUGCAUCUGUUUGUUCGAAGGUGUUGACUGCAGAGGUGACAAAACAACUCUUGAAACUAUUAGGCUCCGGUAACGAUGACCCUGUUAGAGCUGAAGCAGCUGGUGCUCUUAAAUCUCUAUCUGCCCAAUGCAAAGAGGCAAGGCGAGAGAUAGCCAAUUCCAGUGGUAUUCCUGCUUUGAUCAAUGCUACCAUAGCUCCUUCCAAAGAAUUCAUGCAGGGUGAGUGUGCUCAAGCUUUACAAGAGAAUGCUAUGUGUGCUUUAGCAAACAUCUCUGGUGGUUUGUCUUAUGUCAUAUCUAGCCUCGGUCAAAGUCUUGAUUCAUGCACCUCACCUACUCAAGUUGCUGACACACUAGGAGCUUUGGCAUCUGCUCUUAUGAUAUAUGAUAACAAGGCAGAAUCUACCAGAGCAUCAGAUCCUUUGGUAGUUGAGCAGACAUUACUCAAACAAUUUAAACAAAGCCUACCCUUCCUUGUUCAGGAACGGACCAUUGAAGCUCUAGCUACUUUGUAUGGUAAUCCCGUACUCUCAACUAAACUGAAAAAUUCUGAUGCUAAACAUUUGCUUGUUGGUUUAAUAACAAUGGCUGCCAAUGAAGUGCAAGAUGAGCUUAUAAAGGCUCUCUUGACACUAAGCAAAAGUGAAGGCAGUCUAUGGCAUGCACUUCAAGGCCGUGAAGGAGUUCAGCUUUUGAUAUCUCUUUUGGGGCUCUCCUCGGAACAGCAGCAAGAAUGUGCAGUUGCCCUGCUUUGCCUUCUAUCUUAUGAAAAUGAUGAAAGUAAAUGGGCAAUUACUGCUGCUGGUGGUAUCCCUCCACUUGUUCAAAUUUUGGAGACUGGAUCUGCAAAAGCAAAGGAAGAUUCAGCAACAAUCCUUAAGAACCUGUGCAAUCACAGCGAAGAUAUACGUGCUUGUGUCGAAAGUGCUGAUGCUGUUCCUGCUUUGUUGUGGUUAUUGAAGAAUGGAAGCCCUAAUGGGAAGGAUAUUGCAGCAAAGACCUUAAAUCAUCUAAUUCAUAAAUCUGAUACUACAACUAUUAGUCAGCUUACAGCAUUAUUGACUAGUGAUCUUCCUGAUUCUAAAGUCUAUAUUUUCGAUGCUUUGAGAAGUGUUCUUUCUGUUGCUCCUCUCAGUGACAUUCUACGUGAAGGUAGUGCUGCCAGUGAUGCAUUUGAUACCAUGAUAAUGUUAUUGAGCUCUACCAAGGAAGAAACCCAGGCAAAGUCUGCAUCAGCACUUGCUGGAAUUUUUGAAACGAGAAAAGAUGUGCGUGAAAGUAGCAUUGCUGUUAAAACUCUUUUGUCAGCCUUGAAAUUGCUUAAUGUUGAAUCUGAUAGUAUCCUAAUGGAGUCCUCACACUGCCUGGCUGCAAUAUUUCUUUCCAUCAAAGAAAACAGGGAUGUAGCUGCUGUUGCUAGAGAUGCAUUAUCCCCCCUAGUUGCUUUGGCUAACUCUCCACUUCUGGAAGUUGCAGAGAUGGCAACAUGUGCUGUAGCAAAUCUUAUUUUGGAUGGUGAAAUUGCAGAGAAAGCUGCUGUAGAGGAAGUUAUCUUGCCUGCUACUCGAGUGUUACGUGAAGGCACAAUUUCUGGAAAAACCCAUGCUGCAGCAGCAAUUGCUCGCCUCUUACAUUCUCGUAAAGUUGAUUAUGCUGUUACUGAUUGUGUGAAUCGUGCUGACACUGUUCUUGCAUUAGUCUCCUUUUUAGAUUCUUCUGUUAAUGGAUCUGUUGCCACAUCAGAAGCUCUUGAAGCACUUGUCAUUCUGUCCCGGUCGGGUGAGACCAGUGCACACAUUAAGCCAGCUUGUGCAGUUUUAGCUGAAUUCCCUAAAAGCAUAAUCCCAAUAGUUCUAUGUAUUGUUGAUUCAACACCAAUGUUGCAAGAUAAAACUAUUGAGAUAUUAUCCCAAUUAUGUAAGGAUCAGCCUGUUGUUUUGGGAGACACUGUUGCUUCUUCCUCUGGAUGUAUAUCUUUGAUAGCUAAGAGGAUAAUUUCUUCCACAAAUGUGAAGGUCAAAAUUGGGGGGGUUGCACUUCUUACUUGUGCUGCAAAAUCAAAUCAUCAGAGACUUGUGGAGGAUCUCAAUUUUUCAAACUUGUCUACUAACCUUAUUCAGUCUCUAGUGGAUAUUCUUAUUUCUGUACAGACUUCUUCGGAUAAUCAGGGUGACGGCGACAAGGAAUUCAUCAGCAUAUACCGGCACACAAAAGAAGAGUCCAACAGUAGUGAAUCCAACACUGGUACCUCCAUUAUAUGUGGUGCUGACUUAGCUAUAUGGUUACUGUCCAUCCUUGCUUGUCAUGAUGAGAAAAAUAAAAUGGCAAUUAUGGAGGCUGGAGCAAUUGAUGUUCUCACUGACAGGAUCUCAAGUUGUUUCUCACAAUAUUCUCAGAUUGACAACAAAGAAGAUAACAGCAUGUGGAUCUGUGCUUUGUUGUUGGCAAUAUUGUUUCAAGAUAGAGAUGUCAUCCGGGCACAUCCAACCACGAAAUCUGUACCAGCACUUGCCAGUUUAUUGAAGUCAGAGGAAUCGGCAAACAAAUAUUUCGCUGCACAAGCAAUAUCUAGCCUUGUCUGCAAUGGUAGCAGGGGAACACUUCUGUCUGUAGCAAAUUCUGGGGCAGCAGGUGGACUAAUUUCUUUGCUUGGUUGUGCUGAUACUGAUAUACAGGAUCUUUUGGAAUUGUCAGAGGAAUUUUCUUUGGUGCGUUAUCCUGAUCAAGUGGCUCUAGAGAGGUUGUUUCGAGUUGAUGACAUAAGAGUUGGUGCGACUUCUCGGAAGGCAAUACCUGCCCUGGUUGAUUUGCUCAAACCGAUUCCAGAUCGCCCAGGUGCACCAUUUUUGGCACUUGGGAUUUUGACUCACCUUGGUAGAGAUUGUCUGUCAAAUAAGAUUAUAAUGGUAGAGUCUGGGGCCUUAGAGGCACUUAAUAAGUAUCUUUCCCUGAGUCCUCAAGAUGCAACUGAAGAAGCUGCAACCGAUCUUUUAGGAAUUCUAUUUAGCAGCGUUGAGAUACGGAAACAUGAGUCAGCAUUUGGUGCUGUUGCUCAACUUGUGGCUGUCUUACGUUUAGGAGGAAGAAGUGCAAGGUAUAGUGCUGCUAAAGCCUUGGAAAGCUUAUUUUCUGCUGACCACAUUAGAAAUGCAGAGAUCGCUCGACAAGCUUUUCAACCCUUGGUGGAGAUUCUUAAUACUGGUUCAGAAAGGGAGCAGCAUGCUGCUAUUGCUGCAUUGAUUGGAUUACUGAGUGAAAACCCAUCAAGAGCACUUGCUGUUGCAGAUGUUGAGAUGAAUGCAGUGGAUGUUCUUUGUAGGAUCCUUUCAUCAAACUGUUCAAUGGACCUCAAAGGAGAUGCUGCUGAACUAUGCUGUGCUCUCUUUGGCAACACAAGGAUUCGGUCCACUAUGGGUGCUGCACGCUGCGUUGAACCUCUAGUCUCUCUCCUUGCAACUGAGUUUAGUCCUGCUCAGCAUUCAGUUGUUCGGGCAUUGGAUAGGCUUGUUGAUGAUGAGCAACUGGCUGAAUUAGUUGCCGCACAUGGUGCAGUUGUUCCUCUUGUGAGCCUGCUGUCUGGUAGUAACUAUAUACUUCACGAGGCCACUUCUAGAGCUUUGGUCAAGUUAGGAAAAGAUAGACCUGCUUGUAAAAUGGAAAUGGUGAAAGCUGGAGUUAUUGAAAGCAUACUUGAUAUCUUAACUGAUGCACCUGAUUACCUAAUUGCAGCUUUUGCAGAACUGUUGCGUAUAUUGACCAAUAACGCUACCAUAGCUAAGGGACCAUCGGCUGCUAAAGUUGUUGAACCCUUGUUUUUGUUACUGAAAAGAGAUGACUUUGGGCCUGAUGGACAGCACAGUGCACUACAGGUUUUGGUUAAUAUCUUAGAACAUCCACAGUGUCGUUCUGACUAUUCAUUGACUUCUCGCCAAGUUAUUGAACCACUUAUCCCUUUACUUGAUUCUCCAAUACCAGCAGUGCAACAGUUGGUUGCUGAGCUUCUUUCACAUCUACUUCUAGAAGAACACCUUCAGAAGGAUCCUGUGACACAGCAAGUAAUUGGCCCACUUAUACGAGUUCUUGGUUCUGGUAUACACAUAUUGCAGCAGAGAGCUGUAAAGGCCCUAGUAAGUAUUGCACUGACAUGGCCAAAUGAAAUUGCCAAAGAGGGCGGUGUAAUUGAAAUUUCCAAAGUGAUAUUGCAAGCCGAUCCUUCUCUUCCUCAUGCUUUAUGGGAGUCUGCUGCCUCUGUUUUGUCAAGCAUUUUGCAAUUCAGCUCUGAAUUCUACUUGGAAGUUCCUAUAGCUGUGUUGGUAAGGUUGCUUCGAUCUGGCUCGGAGAGCACAGUUAUUGGUGCAUUAAAUGCUCUUCUGGUGUUGGAAAGUGAUGAUCGAUUUAGUGCAGAAGCGAUGGCUGAAAGUGGUGCUGUAGAGGCUCUCUUGGAGCUGCUAAGAUCUCAUCAGUGCGAGGAAACUGCGGCAAGACUCUUAGAAGUAUUGCUGAACAAUGUAAAGAUCCGAGAAACAAAAGUUACUAAAUCAGCUAUCUUACCAUUAUCCCAGUACCUCUUGGACCCACAAACCCAAGCACAGCAAGCAAGGUUAUUGGCAACUUUGGCUCUUGGGGAUCUGUUCCAGAAUGAGGGUCUUACUCGAACAGGUGAUGCAGUUUCAGCUUGCCGUGCAUUAGUAAAUGUGCUUGAAGACAACCCGACAGAAGAAAUGAAAGUUGUAGCCAUAUGUGCUUUGCAAAACCUUGUGAUGUACAGUCGAUCAAAUAAAAGAGCAGUUGCAGAGGCUGGUGGUGUUCAGGUCGUAUUGGAUCUGAUAGGUUCAAGUGAACCAGAAACAUCUGUUCAAGCUGCAAUGUUUAUUAAACUUCUCUUCUCAAAUAAUACUAUUCAAGAGUAUGCUUCUAGCGAAACAGUCAGAGCGAUCACUGCCACUAUUGAAAAAGAUUUAUGGGCCAGUGGAACUGUGAAUGAGGAGUAUCUGAAAGCCUUGAAUUCUCUAUUUAGCAACUUUCCACGGCUGAGAGCAACUGAACCAGCAACUCUUAGCAUUCCCCACCUGGUUACAUCCUUAAAGACAGGUUCAGAGGCUUGUCAGGAAGCGGCAUUGGAUGCGCUGUUUCUGCUCAGACAAGCUUGGUCAGCAUGCCCAGCUGAAGUUUCAAGAGCUCAGUCAAUUGCAGCUGCCGAUGCUAUUCCGUUGCUGCAGUAUUUAAUCCAGUCUGGUCCACCUCGGUUUCAAGAGAAGGCAGAACAUUUAUUGCAGUGUUUGCCAGGGACACUGGUGGUGAUCAUCAAGCGUGGUAACAAUAUGAAGCAGUCUGUUGGAAACCCAAGUGUUUACUGCAAGCUUACACUCGGCAACACUCCACCAAGGCUAACUAAGGUGGUCUCUACCGGGCCUAAUCCGGAGUGGGAUGAGAGCUUUUCAUGGUCAUUUGAGAGUCCUCCAAAAGGCCAGAAGCUACAGAUUUCCUGCAAAAAUAAGAGCAAAGUGGGAAAGAGUAAAUUUGGGAAAGUAACAAUCCAGAUUGAUCGUGUGGUAAUGCUUGGAGCAGUAGCUGGCGAGUACACUCUGUUGCCUGCAAGUAAAAGUGGCCCUCCAAGGAAUCUAGAAAUAGAAUUUCAGUGGUCUAACAAAACAAAUGAUACAGUUUAGCUGGGAAUGGAAAUUUUGGAUUUUUGAAAAAAGAGAUAUCAUGUGUAUAUAGCUGUUUUUUUUUUGGGUCUAUAGUUCCAAACAGAUUCUUUUGUCAUCAUAUUCUUUUGUAACUUGUUCCUUCAUUUCCUAGGAUAAACACUAGGGGCACUGAGACCAGGCUUGUUUUGGUUUCUUGUAUCAGUUGUUUGAUUCUUUGCGUGUCGUCAAUUUAAAGUAAAGUAGCGAGUCUGUUCUAUAUAUGCUUUUGGGACUGUACAAGUACAACUUUGUAUCUGAGACUUUGAAUGUAAAAUAACAAUGAGAUAAAAGAUUGUCGUGUGUUUACA